UUAAUGGUUAUACUUCCACAGAGACAGCGAUUAAAAUAUGUAAUGAAUAAUGAUAAAGUUAUUGAUAUGGUGUUGUCAAACUUGCUAAUUUAUUUUGAAAUUUUCCGCUCCUUUCUAUUAUUUCUUACUUUUAUUUGAUUUAAGUAUAAAAAUGGACCAUAAUCUAUUGAAUUUUUGGAUAAACUACGAGAACAUAAUCAAUUGGGGUUAUCGAAUUUCAGGGGCUCGGGGAUCGGAUAGCGAUAGUUCGUUGGUGACGAUUGAUACUGAAACGAAGGAAAUUAAUACAUAUGCAACUCUUAACACUGAAAAAAACGAGUAUGAUGAUGACGAUGUUUGCACUUCCGAUGGCAGCGUUGAUAUUGAUUUAGAAUAUUUAAACUUUUCAAAAAAAACAUUGGAACAUCAAGAAAAAAUAGUUUUUUGUAAUUUUAAAACAGGGUAUAUUAUUUAUUGAAGAAUAAUAAAUGGUUAUGGUUCAUUGUUUGUAGAAUUAGAAAAGAGAAAAGUUGACCAAGAGUAUGGACUGUGCAAUUCAUCCAGUUUUGAA
Messenger RNA from Metopolophium dirhodum (rose-grain aphid), 550 nucleotides. RefSeq lists its product as uncharacterized. The record is from RefSeq and is a predicted model, not a curated record. Lineage: Eukaryota; Metazoa; Arthropoda; Insecta; Hemiptera; Aphididae. The transcript has 3 exons. The coding region runs from base 152 to 457 and encodes 101 amino acids.